Messenger RNA from Nymphaea colorata (pocket water lily), 1226 nucleotides. RefSeq names its product guanine nucleotide-binding protein subunit beta-like protein. The record is from RefSeq and is a predicted model, not a curated record. NCBI's taxonomy places the organism in Eukaryota, Viridiplantae, Streptophyta, Magnoliopsida, Nymphaeales, Nymphaeaceae. Gene Ontology annotation, molecular function: ribosome binding; translation regulator activity; protein kinase C binding. Gene Ontology annotation, cellular component: cytosol; nucleus. The transcript has 2 exons. Gene Ontology annotation, biological process: rescue of stalled cytosolic ribosome; positive regulation of protein phosphorylation. The coding region runs from base 79 to 1026 and encodes 315 amino acids.
UCCAUCUCUCUCUUAUACUGAUACAUUUCUCUCUCUCUCUCCGCCACAUCUUCCGCAGAGAGAGAGAGAGAGAGAGCAAUGGCGGAGAGUUUGGUGCUGAGGGGGACGAUUAAGGGGCACUCCGACACCGUGACGGCGAUUGCGACGCCGAUCGACAACUCGGACAUGAUCGUCUCCUCCUCGCGUGACAAGUCUGUCCUCGUCUGGACCCUCACUAAGGAGGAAGGCUCGAACUACGGCGUUCCUCGCCGCCGUCUCACCGGCCACUCUCACUUCGUCCAGGACGUCGUCCUUUCCUCCGAUGGCCAGUUCGCCCUCUCCGGCUCCUGGGACGGCGAGCUCCGUCUGUGGGACUUGAGCACAGGCUGUACCACCCGUCGCUUCGUUGGCCAUUCCAAGGACGUGCUCUCCGUCGCCUUCUCUGUCGACAACCGCCAGAUCGUUUCCGCCUCACGCGAUCGCACCAUCAAGCUCUGGAACACUCUCGGCGAGUGUAAAUACACGAUUCAGGACGCCGACAGCCACACUAAUUGGGUCAGCUGCGUCCGGUUUUCCCCGAACACCUAUUCUCCCACCAUUGUCUCCGGAUCCUGGGACAAGACCGUCAAGGUGUGGAAUCUCACUAACUGCAAGCUCAGGUGCACCCUCACUGGCCACACCGGCUACGUCAACACCGUCGCCGUCUCCCCCGACGGGUCUCUCUGCGCCAGCGCCGGCAAGGAUGGCGUCACCCUCCUUUGGGACCUUGCAGAGGGGAAGCGUCUGUACUCCCUUGACGCCGGCGGCAUCAUCCAUGCACUGUGCUUCAGCCCCAACAGGUACUGGCUCUGCGCCGCAACCGAGGACAGCGUUAAGAUAUGGGAUCUAGAGAGCAAAAGCAUCGUGCAGGAGCUCAAGCCUGAUAUCACCGCCGGAAAGAAUCAGAUUCUGUACUGCACUAGUUUGAGUUGGAGCUCAGACGGAAGCACACUGUUCACUGGAUACACAGAUGGUACAAUCAGAGUGUGGGGAGUAGGCCGCUAUUAGACACAAUUCUGCUAGUAGAUAAGAGAAUUUUGUUUUUCACAUUGUAGUGAGAACCAGCAAUGUUUUUUGCGUUGUAGGAAGGAGAAACAAUGCUUUUCUUAUUCUGUUGGCAAGGCUGUUUUUUUGGCUACAGAAUUUGGUCUGUUUCUUGGUUAUUCUACAAUUCAUCUCUUAAAUUUUAUAAUUCUGUUUGGAUGUUA